Molecule: messenger RNA, 3459 nt
Organism: Carassius gibelio (silver crucian carp)
Lineage: Eukaryota; Metazoa; Chordata; Actinopteri; Cypriniformes; Cyprinidae
Product: hormonally up-regulated neu tumor-associated kinase homolog A-like
Exons: 9
Coding region: 316-2295 (659 amino acids)
Biological process (GO): protein phosphorylation; intracellular signal transduction
Cellular component (GO): cytoplasm
Molecular function (GO): protein serine/threonine kinase activity; ATP binding
Source: RefSeq, a predicted model, not a curated record
CUCAGAUACAGAGAGGUGCUGGAAACUUAAGCUUUAUCCUAAGGUGACGUCCGCAUGUUAAUAAGACGUUUAGAUUAGGACCAAGUGGCUUUAUUAAUUAUCCCAUGACGAAUGCAAUACUUACGUAAACUAUUACAAUCUUAUAGUCUGCGUAUUGACAGCCAGCUGAGCCGAACAGGUGGCUCAUGUGUCAGUUUCCGCUAAGGGUUUAGUAUUAGGAGAAGGGAUUCAGAUGUCCCAUUCUCACAGAGGUCUUCUUGAUAAGCAGUAACAGUAGAUUCAGAGGACAACAGGUUUUGUUCAACAGGCGCAGGGAUGCCCGAUGCUGGGACAGACAUGGGGAUGGACAGCGAGAGGAUAUUUGGGGCGAAAGCCACAGAAAACACCUCUCCUUCGUCUAUGGGCAGCGGUCGUCCAGCUGAUAUCCUGCGAAACUUUUACCACACGAAAAGAGUUGGGAAUUAUCUGAUCGGGAGGAAGCUGGGAGAGGGCUCGUUCGCCAAAGUGAGAGAGGGGCUUCACGCGGUCACCGGCGAGAAGCUGGCAGUGAAAGUGAUUGACAAGAGGAAGGCCAGAAAGGACUCGUAUGUCACAAAGAACUUGCGGCGUGAAGGGGAUAUUCAGCAAAUGAUCCGGCACCCCAACAUCACCCAACUGCUGGACAUCUUGGAGACGGAGAACAGCUACUACCUCGUCAUGGAGCUCUGCCCUGGUGGAAACCUUAUGAACCACAUUUAUGAGAAGAAAAGGCUGGAAGAAAGAGAAGCCCAGAAAUAUGUGCGCCAACUAGUCAUGGCAGUGGAGCACCUGCACAGGGCAGGAGUUGUUCACAGAGACUUAAAGAUUGAAAAUCUCCUCCUUGAUGAACAGGACAACAUUAAGCUGAUCGAUUUUGGCCUCAGUAACUGUGCGGGCAUUCUGGGAUACUCUGAUCCCUUCAGCACACAGUGUGGCAGCCCAGCAUACGCUGCCCCUGAGCUUCUCUCAAGAAAGAAAUACGGGCCCAAAGUGGAUGUCUGGUCAAUAGGGGUGAACAUGUAUGCUAUGCUGACGGGUACCCUACCAUUCACUGUGGAGCCAUUUAGCCUGACAGCCCUUCAUCAGAGGAUGGUGGACAAAGAUAUGAACCCUCUACCUCCAUCUAUCUCUUCAGCUGCCAUCAGCCUGCUGAAGAGACUUCUCGAGCCUGACCCCAAGAAGAGACCCAACAUCCACCAAGUGAUGGCUGAUCCAUGGCUGCAGCUGGGCAACCCUCACACUGGAGUUCCUUACUUAAAUAGGAUCCACAUUGAGGAGAUCAACCACACGGUUCUGCUCCACAUGACUGAGAAAAUGGGCUACAAACACAGCGAGGUUCUGAGCGCGGUGCUCACUAACAAAGCCUGCCACACACUGACUGUGUACUUCCUGCUCAACAACAAGAUGAAGAGACUCUCGAAAGAGUACAGGGAGAAACAGUACAACAUGGAGAAGGAGAAAAAGAGCGAGCUGUUCCAGACUCAGUGGAGGAAACACGUCGAGAAGGUUACGAUUCCACCCAAGCAGACGCCCGUGUAUCUCGCUGUGAACAAAGGUCCCACCAAGGAGAAGAAACACAGAAAUGGUCUUCUGAAAGCCGUGACCGGAGGUUUUAAAGAUGUUUACUCAGGACAUGGUGGUUGUAUCACCUCCUCCUCUCUGGAGUACAUGGAGAUCCACCCCCUGUACCCAACCCCGCAGCCGACCCCACAGCGGACCCCAACCCAUCCUACACCCGAGACCCAGCCAGUCCAGAAAGACAGCACCAAAGAUUCCCCAAAAUUUGUCAACAUCUCCGCUCGCCCACCUUCCUCCCUCGGCGCUCAUUCCUGGGCGUCCGCAAGCAAGCAACCAAGCAGAGAUGCUCCUCCAUCGCCAUGGUUCAAGCUGACCAACGGAGCGCUCUCUCCACCUCGACACGUGUCUGCUUUUCAGCCUGAUAGCUCGUACUUGAAGAAGGCCACGAUCCCCAGUCCACCUCUUCUUAUAAUCAAACCUCAACUCAAGAAAAUUCCUCCUGCUUCAGAUUGUUCAAGCUCCUCAGAUUCAAGCGGUAGCCCGCCCAGCAGCGGGGGUAGUGAGGAACCCCACAGCCCUCAGCACCACAGCAAGUUUCCUACCAUGGGCAUUGGGCAGAUUUUCAAGAAAAAAGUGGCGCCCUUCAGCUUCCAGCUGCCCCUGUUCAAGCCAGAGCCUGUGGUGCAAGUGGAGUCUCCAACUCCCUACCAUAUGCAGACUCUGCUCUGUACCUCAGGGGCUCUCAAAACCCUGUGCUGAGGAGGAGAACUUUUAGAUUAUAUAAAAUCAGAUGUAUGCAGUCUAACCGACAACGCUCACAGUUGGUCUCAGUUGGGCUUCCCACACAUAGACCAGAUAUAUAUAGCAUAUGUUACACACAUAGCUUGAGUGAAGGCAUCCAGAGAACAGGCUCUGAACACUGUAAAAUUAGAUCUUGAGGUUACUCGACCCCAGGACAUUAGACACUGAAUGUCGAGUUCACACGCAGCAACACAUACAACAUGAUUCUAGUAUAAGUGCCAUGUAGCAGCUGAGCUGAGCCAACCUUUAAUGCACAAUUCUUCUGUGAAACAAAGCUGUCACUGCCCACAAUAAUGUUUGUACUUAUAUGUGUUGUACUGUAAUACAAUUAAGACUGUUAAUGAACGGUUGAAGGGGUUUUUUAUAGCGUUUAUAUGAUUAAACAAUAUUAGUGGUUUUUCAGCCCUUAUGUAAUUCAACCUUAAAUUGUAAUGACACUCAGGUCAACAGUGCUGAACUUUUCCAAUAGCCUCACUUCUAAACCUGUGAUGAAACUAUCAGUAUUUAACUGAAAGAUGACAUUCCUCUUGAUAUUCCUCUUUAGGGGAUUGCUGACAUUUUGUAUAGCCUUAAAUAUCUUGCGUUCAGCCUUUGGGGAGAUUUUUAAGUAUUAUUUGAACUCUUAGAGAAUAAGAUUCAUUUUACCUACAAAAAUCUUAUUUGGUGAAAUAAUAGAUGUGCAAUACUGUGUAUAUUUUUGAUUGCUGACCUGGUUAUAAGCAGGUUGCUGUUUUCUCUCCAAUAUAAGAGAUUUUAACCCACCUGUACAUAGAACGCAAGCGUCUUUCAUUCCAUGUUUAAAGGUGAUUUAUGCUGCCAUUAGACAUUAGAUAAGCUGUGAAUCUCUGCUACACUUUUGCAUGCACACCAGUAUAAAAAAAAAAAAUGUGAUGUCAGUUUUUUGGUGACACGUAUUUGUACUUUUUCUAUGCUGAAGAUGAUUUUGAAGGUCUUUUGUAAGUUUUGUAUUGAUUUGCUUUUUGCCAAGUAAAAAAAAAAAAAAGAUUUUUUUUAUGCUGUAAAAAAGAUUUCAAAUAUUUAUAUUUUACAAAUAUUGUUUGUGUUAUGAAUUUUAUAUUUUAAAUCAGCAUGUAUUACUUUUUUGACACAAAAAUAAAUGCA